AUGCCCUCCGUAACACCCUCCCUCUGCACCCCGGCGGAGAAUCACUCCAGGCAACAACAAUUCUCCUUAGCGUUGCUGGCUAUUUGCUUCUCCAUAUCAGACAGUCAGCAACCAACGCAGGGAACCAGAAGUCUCCUCCUCUUCGAGCUGUACUUAGCCUUUAUUUACGUCACCUUCACGGCGGCGGUCGUCCUCUCCGUUCUCUCCCUUCGCCCCUCUGGAGGAGGAGCUGCUCCGGCGACGGCCUUGAUACAACAGUGGGGGCAACCCAUCGGUCUCGUUUCGGCUUCAGCGGCUUUUGUGCUCAGGUCAUGCCUUGACCUUCCUAUUCCCUCACUACUCCGCAUCUGGUUUUUCCCCAUGGCGCUCGCCGUCGCGCUCCUCGUCUUCCUCGCCUGGAAUAAGUACCGCUCCGCCGUCGCAACCAUGCCCUCCGUAACACCCUCCCUCUGCACCCCGGCGGAGAAUCACUCCAGGCAACAACAAUUCUCCUUAGCGUUGCUGGUUAUUUGCUCCUCCAUAUCAGACAGUCAGCAACCAACGCAGGGAACCAGAAGUCUCCUCCUCUUCGAGCUGUACUUAGCCUUUAUUUACGUCACCUUCACGGCGGCGGUCGUCCUCUCCGUUCUCUCCCUUCGCCCCUCUGGAGGAGGAGCUGCUCCGGCGACGGCCUUGAUACAACAGUGGGGGCAACCCAUCGGUCUCGUUUCGGCUUCAGCGUCUUUUGUGCUCAGGUCAUGCCUUCACCUUCCUAUUCCCUCACUACUCCGCAUCUGGUUUUUCCCCAUGGCGCUCGCCGUCGCGCUCCUCGUCUUCCUCGCCUGGAAUAAGUACCGCUCCGCCGUCGCAACCAUGCCCUCUGUAACACCCUCCCUCUGCACCCCGGCGGAGAAUAACUCCAGGGAACAACAAUUCUCCUUAGCGUUGCUGGUUAUUUGCUUCUCCAUAUCAGACAGUCAGCAACCAACGCAAGGAACCAGAAGUCUACUCCUCUUCGAGCUGUACUUAGCCUUUAUUUACGUCACCUUCACGGCGGCGGUCGUCCUCUCCGUUCUCUCCCUUCGCCCCUCUGGAGGAGGAGCUGCUCCGGCGACGGCCUUGAUACAACAGUGGGGGCAACCCAUCGGUCUCGUUUCGGCUUCAGCGGCUUUUGUGCUCAGGUCAUGCCUUCACCUUCCUAUUCCCUCACUACUCCGCAUCUGGUUUUUCCCCAUGGCGCUCGCCGUCGCGCUCCUCGUCUUCCUCGCCUGGAACAAGUACCGCUCCGCCGUCGCAACCAUGCCCUCCGUAACACCCUCCCUCUGCACCCCGGCGGAGAAUCACUCCAGGCAACAACAAUUCUCCUUAGCGUUGCUGGCUAUUUGCUUCUCCAUAUCAGACAGUCAGCAACCAACGCAGGGAACCAGAAGUCUCCUCCUCUUCGAGCUGUACUUAGCCUUUAUUUACGUCACCUUCACGGCGGCGGACGUCCUCUCCGUUCUAUCCCUUCGCCCCUCUGGAGGAGGAGCUGCUCCGGCGACGGCCUUGAUACAACAGUGGGGGCAACCCAUCGGUCUCGUUUCGGCUUCAGCGUCUUUUGUGCUCAGGUCAUGCCUUCACCUUCCUAUUCCCUCACUACUCCGCAUCUGGUUUUUCCCCAUGGCGCUCGCCGUCGCGCUCCUCGUCUUCCUCGCCUGGAAUAA
Molecule: messenger RNA, 1682 nt
Organism: Spirodela intermedia
Lineage: Eukaryota; Viridiplantae; Streptophyta; Magnoliopsida; Alismatales; Araceae
Source: the annotation of a GenBank genome assembly